GCGCGGCGGCGGCGGGAUGCGGCGCGCGGCGGCGGCGGGCGCGGGGCGCUGAGCUCGGGCCGCCGGGAUGCGCCGCUCCAGCACCGACGAGUCCACGUACCGGCGCAGCCCGUCGCCGGAGGGCAAGCGGCCGGGCGGCCCGUUCCGCCGCUGCAGCGGCCUCUACGGCGACGGCGGCCCGUUCGGCCCGCAGGCGGCCCCGCGCCCGCCGCCCAAGGGCGCCCGGUACGUGGUGCUGUACCUGGACCUGUCCUUCAUCUUCCUCCUAGAGCUCAAGCGCUGCGGCAUGGCGCGCGGCUGCCUGCAGGCCGUCAAGUACCUCAUGUUCGCCUUCAACCUGCUCUUCUGGCUGGGAGGAUGCGGCAUCCUGGGGGUGGGCAUCUGGCUGGCUGCCACGCAGGGGAACUUCGCCACCCUGUCCUCCUCCUUCCCGUCCCUGUCGGCCGCCAACCUGCUCAUCGUCACCGGCACCUUCAUCAUGGCCAUCGGCUUCGUGGGCUGCAUUGGGGCCAUCAAGGAGAACAAGUGCCUGCUGCUCACCUUCUUCGUGCUGCUGCUGCUGGUGCUCCUGCUGGAGGUCACCGUCGCCGUCCUCUUCUCCGCCUACACCGACAAGAUCGACAGGUAUGCGCAGCGAGAUCUGAAGAAGGGCCUGCACCUGUACGGCACCCCGGGCAACGUGGGGCUCACCAACGCCUGGAGCAUCAUCCAGACCGACUUCCGUUGCUGCGGUGUCUCCAACUACACGGACUGGUUCGAGGUCUACAAUGCCACGCGCGUGCCGGACUCCUGCUGCCUGGAGUUCAGCGAGAGCUGCGGGCUGCACGCACCUGGCACCUGGUGGAAGGCGCCCUGCUAUGAGACGGUGAAGAUGUGGCUCCAGGAGAACCUGCUGGCCGUGGGCGUCUUCGGGCUGUGCACGGCGCUGGUGCAGAUCUUGGGCCUGACUUUCGCGAUGACCAUGUACUGCCAGGUGGUGAAGGCCGACACCUACUGCGCAUAGACUGCCCUGCCGGCCACCCAGCUUCGCUGCCAAAGGAUCCACCCACCGGGAGACGGCCUCGUCCCCUGGGCCUCUGAGCACGUGCCAAGGGGCAGCUGGCGCCUUCGGGGUCCACGCCCACGUACUCCGCAGAGCGGCUCUCCCUGGACCCUGCCCAGGGCUGGGGUGGGCGAGGGCCUCCUGCUGGCCGGUGCUGGGGCGGAGCCCCGUCCUCACAUUCCACACGGGCAGGGCAGGCCCGGUGCGUAUAUAAGGUGCGUGGGCAGCAGCCCCUUUUCACUGCCCUGACCCCCCCCUGGGCACACCGUGGCUGUGGCCUCCCCCACCGUGGGGCUGGUGCCUGGAGUGGGGCUCUGUGACCCACAGGCUCGGGUGAGCUGCCAGCCAGCAGGUGGGGCUGAGUGCGAGGACAGGCCCCAAACCUCCACUAGAUGAGCUCCAGGAAGUGGUGCAGGGGCCCCGAGAACCACCAGGAGCCCCGACCUGUCCAUGUCUCUGUUCCUCUGCAUCUGUCCCCCUUCCUCCAAGCUGUGUGUCGUCCCCCCCCCCCCCCCCCCCGCUGUGUCAACAAGGGGAGUGCGGUUCCUUGCUGCCCGUUAGGGAACGUGGCCCCGAGGUGUCUCUCUGUACGACUUUGCAAAUAAAGGGGCCGUGGGAGCGAGCAGCUGCCAGGCCCAGCACCAGC
This is a messenger RNA of Pipistrellus kuhlii (Kuhl's pipistrelle), 1688 nucleotides long. RefSeq names its product tetraspanin 4 (gene TSPAN4). The coding region runs from base 68 to 1003 and encodes 311 amino acids. The record is from RefSeq and is a predicted model, not a curated record. Lineage: Eukaryota; Metazoa; Chordata; Mammalia; Chiroptera; Vespertilionidae. The transcript is spliced from 7 exons. Gene Ontology annotation, cellular component: membrane.